Messenger RNA from Cyphellophora attinorum, 1065 nucleotides. RefSeq lists its product as uncharacterized. The coding region runs from base 1 to 1065 and encodes 354 amino acids. The transcript has a single exon. NCBI's taxonomy places the organism in Eukaryota, Fungi, Ascomycota, Eurotiomycetes, Chaetothyriales, Cyphellophoraceae. The record is from RefSeq and is a predicted model, not a curated record.
AUGUUUGAGCAUCAACUACCAACACCCACCGAUACACCCACACGCAUGGACUUUGAUGAACCAUCGCCAACCUCCUAUGCACACAACUCCACAACAUGGACCCCAGUGGACAGCAUGACGCCGAUUUCUACGAAUCCUUCGCGGAAACGGUCACGUGACGAAUCGGCAUUUGACCUCGUCGACGGAGGCUAUUUCCACGCCGCAGAGAUAGUCAAGCCGCCCGAGCCUAUACCGGAAGAGCCCAUUUACGGCGAAGGCAUGGUCCUCAUCAACCCUAGCACAGGAGCAGCGCUCGGUGCCGAGUCUCAAACUGGCACGUGGUACGAAGAGAAAGCCGACCAUGAAACGCUCAAGCGCGAAGUCGAGGCCGCCAACUUCCGACCAAAGCUGCCAACGAGCCGCAAAUCUAUCAGACUAUCGCAAAGCUCCAUCAAGACCGGCUUCGAGUCCUUCAGUGCGCAGAACAACGACGUUUUAUCGUCUACGAUCACCGUGCCGGCCAGCCCACCCAAAACCUCCUCCAGCGGAUCGCAUCCUGAAAUUGACGAUGCGACACUCGCACUCGGCAUUGGCUGGACGAAGAUCUCGUCAGACGAGAAUAUCCAGACCGCUGCUCGAGGCUGGGCGCGCUACCUCGAAAACCACUACGCGCGACACGUGCAUGGCGCGGAAAUCCUGCUGCAGAGCACCGGCUUGAAUGCCUACCUCGUUGGCUGUCAGGAGGGCUUUUACUUGUUUGCUGAGAAUCUGCUCGAGGGUCGAUUAGUUAGUCGUAGCUGGGAUGGCUGUCUUGCUAAUUUGCGCGCCCCUGGAGGUAUAGUGUUCGAAGGAGAACACACGUUGAGUGCGGAGCGGACGCCUGGACCGGAUCUGGCAGUCUUCGCGGGGCAGCAGCAGCAGUCGCUGGAGCAGGAACCAAUGGCGGCUAUGGCGGUAGAGACAGAGGUUGCGGAGCCGAAGGCAUCGUCGCAGCAAAUCUCGUCGAGGACGCCUCAGAAUUGGGCCGAGUAUAACCGGCUGCAGAAUCCGAAUGGUGCUUGGGUCGCGGGAAUGGAAAUGGAUUAG